Messenger RNA from Wickerhamiella sorbophila, 2475 nucleotides. Its product is annotated as Tubulin-specific chaperone D. The record is from RefSeq and is a predicted model, not a curated record. Gene Ontology annotation, molecular function: GTPase activator activity; beta-tubulin binding. Lineage: Eukaryota; Fungi; Ascomycota; Dipodascomycetes; Dipodascales; Trichomonascaceae. The coding region runs from base 1 to 2475 and encodes 824 amino acids. Gene Ontology annotation, biological process: tubulin complex assembly; microtubule cytoskeleton organization; post-chaperonin tubulin folding pathway. The transcript has a single exon.
AUGCUUGCCAAUGCGUAUUUGCAAAAUCCGCAAUAUUCAGCCCGUCUCAUGGACAUUCUGUACUAUUUCUGUAAAACACGGGGCAGCAAGACCGUCAUGCAGUUUUUACCAAGCGAUCCAAAACAGCUGGUGCCCCUAGUGGACCUUUUACAGCAGAAUCAGCUAGAAUGGACGACGCGUUACUGCUUACUUUUGUGGUUGGCAGCUUGCAUUUUUACACCGUUUCGUCUAGAGGUGCUUGGUGACAAGCUGUUUGAAAAAGUUUUCAAUUUGGCAGAGACUCACCUGGGCGUCAGUGGUCUAGAACGGGACGCUGCCGCUCUAUUACUGUCCCGCCUAGUUACUCGAGAUGCACCACCCCAGAUUGCUGCUUUCUGGGCAAUCAAAAAUAAACACUCGCUUGGCUAUCUACGUUCUGCGUCGUAUGUUGCGUUAAAAAGCACUCCAGAGUUUGACAAUGGUCUAUUUGAUCUUGCCGACUCCAUAAAUACAGGGUCCCCUACCGAGCACCGUUAUGCUUUGAAAAUCAAAACCAGGAUCGCUCUGCAUAAUUUCGACUUUUUCGAGCCGGCGAUUUCUGCUGCAAUGGACGCUCUGAGCAGCCCUUCGACGGCUGUGCGCUACUCAGCCGCUAAAUCUGUGGCAAGAAUUAGUGCCAAGCUUGCCGAAACCGACCUUGAGCCAGCUCAAGAGAUCAGUGACGCUCUGCUGGAUAUAUUCGACAACAAUGUGCUCCCUGAUGGCCGAUUGGAUCUUGUUUCAGAUUCAGAAUGGCACGGUUCACUUUUAGCGUUGGCUGAGGUCCUUCGUCGAUCACUACCAGUACAAUUGGACCGGGUCUCAGCCAUUCUCAGAAAAGCUCUUUUUUUUGAGCAGAAACGGUCAACGUUUUCUCUGGGUAUCAAUGUCAGAGAUGCUGCCUGUUAUGUGUGUUGGUCAUUAUUUCGUUGCGCAAAACUUCCAAGUUCACAGUUGACUGAAAUUUAUGGCUGGCUGAUUUCGCUCGCAUGCUUUGACCGCGAAGUUAAUGUGAGGCGGGCGGCAGCCGCAGCUCUCCAAGAAGGGUUUGGCCGCCAGAAAUGCAUGCCACCUGAGAAAGUAAUGUCCAUUAUGGAACUGCUUAAUUUUCAGUCAGUUGCGCAAAUAUCUCGCUGUUAUUUGGACAUAGCCCCUGCGCUUGAACCUGAUUACGGCUAUUUGUUGCAACAUGGCUUGCUUUCAUGGGACCCGUCAACAAGGCGUUUGGCAGCUCAGAGUGUCUCGUUGCUCAAGGUGCCAGCCGCUGAGGUGGCUAAGCUGUAUUCCAAAAGUGAUAAAGAUAGUCAACAUGGAGUAUUGAUAGCACUGAGUCUCCUAAAUGCACCAGAAGACCUUGUAUCUCCACUUCUCGAUGUCGACCUGUCUAGUGACAUUCUUUGUGAGGCGGCUCUCUAUGCCAUGAAAUCUGCACCUAGAUACGAGCUCAUAUCACAAUGCCUAAUGAGCUCUGAAAAGUACACAGUUGAUACAGCUGCGACUAUCAUACCAGAUUUAGAUAUCCCCCAAAGCUUGCUGGAUGAGUGGGAAGAGAAAAUGCAACAUAGCCCGACAUUUGUGACCGCACUGGCCGCUAAAAAUUGUCAGGAAUCUCUCAAAAAGGCCUGUGGACUGUCUGAUCCCGAAAGCAGAAAAACAGCCGUGUCGUUUCUUGACAAUGCGCCUGAAAGUUAUGACCUGGUUCUUCAGGCCCUAGACGACUACUCGACAGAUACGCGCGGAGAUGUGGGCUCGUGGGUGCGAAGCUGUGCGAUUAAUUGGACAAAGAAAAAUCCUUCGGACGAUGCAACUGCGAAGCUUUGGCGCAUCGCAGCUGAGCCUCUUGACAAACUAAGGUUGGAAGCGAGUCAAGCGUUAACGUUCAUAACUGGGGCUGAGUUUGACUAUUCUAGCCCGGAAAAUUAUUACUGUCGACUGUUUGAACUAGCGGAGUCCACCCCUCUGCCUUUUUUGUCAGGUUAUGUACAAUCUUGUGGAGCUAUACGAGCAAGCAAAGAGACGCUAAACGGGUCCCUGUUUGGAGCUGUAAAGUAUGCCCGCAGUCACGACACAAAGUGGCUCGGUGCCUUGCUCCGAUUUGAUCUAAAAGAAAAACAUGGUAGAGCUCUUCUGGCCACUCUGGCGCGGCUAACAGAGUAUGGAGUGACGGUAGCACCACCACUCCAGCUUCUACCCAUUGCAUACAACGGGUCGAUUAAUACCCGUAACGUACAGCGCUUGCUACCCUCAAUUGCACUUCUGGCGAUGAUCCCUGCCCCCCGGGCAAAGCAACGACUUGUCAAACUACUUAACCAUCCCGUCGGCGCUGCCCGCAUGCGAGCGGCUGAGGCCCUUGCAGAAAUGGGCGUCGAGCUGGCUGAGCUCGUUGAAACGGAGUGGGAAAAUGCGGAUUUCCAGGAGGCUGCGAGAGUAGCAGGGGUUAAAAUUAGCAUUUUAUAA